UUGUUGUUUUUCCCAACAGUAAUUGGCAGUAUCACAAAAUGCAUUUCUCCCCCUUAAACACUUUGCCUCACAUUGAAUCCCAGAUAGCGGUGGCUGCAGCCACCCAAAUUCCAUCCCAAGCACAUCAGCCAGAGCUUAGGACCCAGAGCCCUGCUUUAGGCUUACGGGAUGUGACAGCUGAUGGAAAAUCAAUGAAGUGUGCUUCACAGAGCGUCAUAAUGAUGCAAGAUGAGGCUCAAAAAGUGCCUGCUUGCCUUUCAGGCUCGGCUGUCUGCCUUAGGUUUUAACCAGAUUGUUUUAGCCCCCUUCUAGGAUGCGAUCAACUUGCCUAUGAAAAGAAAGGACUAUAUUUAAAGGAAAAGCUACAGCCAUGCCCAUGCUGUGUCUGUUGCUCUGUGUGCUGUGUUGGAGCCAUUCAGAUGUGGCUGCCCUUGGUUCAGUUGUGGAGAAUGAGGACGCGCUCCUGAGAAACUUAUUUCAAGGCUAUCAGAAAUGGGUCCGCCCUGUGGAAAACUCCAAUGACACCAUCAAAGUCCUCUUUGGGUUAAAGAUAUCACAGCUUGUGGAUGUGGAUGAGAAGAACCAGCUGAUGACGACCAACGUGUGGCUGAAACAGGAAUGGAUGGACCACAAGCUCUCCUGGAGUCCAGAGGAAUAUGGUGGGAUCACUGCUAUCCGUGUCCCUUCUGAAUCCUUGUGGCUUCCUGACAUUGUUCUGUUUGAAAACGCUGAUGGACGUUUUGAAGGGUCCCUGAUGACCAAAGCCAUAGUGAAAUACAAUGGAGUGGUGACCUGGACACCACCAGCCAGCUACAAAAGCUCCUGCACGAUGGACGUAACCUUCUUCCCCUUCGACAGGCAGAACUGUUCCAUGAAAUUUGGGUCAUGGACAUACGAUGGCAGUAUGGUGGACUUGAUUCUAGUGGAUGAAAAUGUAGACAGGAAAGACUUCUUUGAUAAUGGGGAGUGGGAGAUCUUAAAUGCCAAAGGUAUGAAAGGCAACAGGAAGGAUGGGCUGUACUCUUACCCAUUUGUUACUUACUCCUUUGUGUUGAGACGCCUUCCACUGUUCUACACUCUUUUCUUAAUAAUUCCCUGCCUAGGAUUGUCUUUUCUAACUGUCUUAGUGUUUUACCUGCCCUCAGAUGAAGGAGAAAAGCUCUCAUUGUCCACUUCAGUUCUAGUCUCCCUCACUGUUUUCCUUUUAGUGAUUGAGGAAAUAAUCCCUUCUUCUUCCAAAGUCAUUCCUCUGAUUGGUGAGUAUCUACUGUUCAUCAUGAUUUUUGUGACCCUCUCUAUCAUUGUGACUGUCUUUGUUAUCAACGUACACCACCGCUCCUCAGCAACCUACCAUCCCAUGGCUCCUUGGGUUAAAAGACUCUUCCUCCAGAAGCUGCCUCGGCUGCUCUGCAUGAAGGGACACGUAGACCGUUAUUCUUUCUCAGACACUGAGGAAAAGGAAACCACCUUGAAAUCAAAACUCCCAGGAAAGCAGAAACACAAGCAAGCAAAAGAUGGAGAGAAGAUCGUGAUUGCCUUUUUGGAAAAGGCAGCUGAUUCCAUUCGGUACAUUUCCAGGCAUGUCAAAAAGGAGCACUUCAUCAGGCAGGUUGUCCAAGACUGGAAAUUUGUAGCUCAAGUCCUGGAUCGGAUCUUCCUGUGGUUAUUCCUGGUGGUGUCAGUGGUGGGUUCAGUUCUCAUCUUCACCCCUGCGUUACAGAUGUGGCUGAAUAGCACCUUGUAGAAAAUGCUCCCACACUAACAUACAGCAAGCCCAAUGACGUGGGAUAGUGGUGCCUUUGAGACUGGUUUCUGUUCUUCAGGAUGGGAAGCAGUGCAAGAGCAAGAGAAGGUGAUGUUAGCAACAGGCAUUGGUUACUACUUCCUGCACGUGGCUCUGACUGUUACAACCUUGGUGGAGACUGGAGAAGGGCUCGGUGAACAGCAGAAUCCAAAAUUGAAUUGGGGAUGCAUAAAUGAGUUAUAAGUAUUUUACUAGUAGUUCGGUUAUAAUACGAUAUUAUUUUAUUGUUAUUUAUAUUAUAUUGCUGGGAUUAUUAGUUAUACUUGGGGAUAGUAGUUCUGGCACAACCAUUAUGUGUAAUGAGCAGAUGUGUCAGUUAAAAUACUACUUAAUUAAAGAAAUUAGAGUAUAGUAGCAACAUUGUGCUCAGUUCUUAGUGCACAGUAGCAAGUCAGUAUUCAGUUUAUCUACAUUACCAAGUAAAAACCACAAAGUCUUUACAGAUAGCUUUCUACAUGUGUCAGAACUGGCAACUAUAUAGCAUGUGCAUUAGAAAAAAAGCGUGA
Molecule: messenger RNA, 2310 nt
Organism: Tympanuchus pallidicinctus (lesser prairie-chicken)
Lineage: Eukaryota; Metazoa; Chordata; Aves; Galliformes; Phasianidae
Gene: CHRNB3
Product: cholinergic receptor nicotinic beta 3 subunit
Exons: 6
Coding region: 371-1744 (457 amino acids)
Biological process (GO): signal transduction; regulation of membrane potential; nervous system process
Cellular component (GO): postsynaptic membrane; neuron projection; synapse
Molecular function (GO): transmembrane signaling receptor activity; acetylcholine-gated monoatomic cation-selective channel activity
Source: RefSeq, a predicted model, not a curated record